This is a messenger RNA of Penaeus vannamei (Pacific white shrimp), 1134 nucleotides long. Its product is annotated as keratin-associated protein 19-2. NCBI's taxonomy places the organism in Eukaryota, Metazoa, Arthropoda, Malacostraca, Decapoda, Penaeidae. The record is from RefSeq and is a predicted model, not a curated record.
CAAGUUUAUGCCGGCGGUCAAAUCGUGGGCUACGAGAACUUGCGUCGCUGCUAAGCAACUGCGGACUCGUUAGUGUGCUCGGAGUGGCGCCGACAGCAAGACAUAGUUCUUCCUUUGCUCUGUUCCCGUCACGCCUCCGCCAUGAAUCCAACACGUUGUCUUGGGUUGUCUAUCUGCGUCCUUUUGCUCGCUAACGGAGCCCUCUCGCAGCAAGGAAGCACAGGAGGAGGACGAGGUGGAAGGCAAAACCGCUUCUUCGGCGGCUUAGGGUCCAGCACCGGGGCUCUGGUGUCGGGCCUCGCCAGCACUGGAGCGAAUUUGCUGAACCAGCUGGCUUUCCAAGGAUCUGGAGGUCGACCAGGAUUUGGCGGGAGUAACUUCAUCAAUCGACCCGGAGGUUUCGGAACGAAUUUCGGUGGCAACAGCUUCGGCAAUCGACCUUUUGGCGGGAAUAGCUUCGGAACGGGUUUCGGAGGGAAUAACUUCGGCAACCGACCAGGUUUUGGCGGGAACAACUUCGGAUCAGGUUUUGGGAACAACUUUGGCAACCGACCAGGAGGUUUUGGCGGGAACAACUUUGGCAACCGACCAGGUUUUGGCGGGAACAACUUCGGAUCAGGUUUUGGCGGGAACAACUUCGGAUCAGGUUUUGGCGGCAACCGACCUGGAGGUUUUGGCGGAAACCAGUUCUUCACAGGUAAAUAAAGAAUAACUGCACCGCGACCACAAACAACAGGAGUGUAAAGCGUUUUCUUAUGUAAAAUUACUACGAUUUCUUGAUGUUCAUUAUCAUUUUUAUCUGUUUAUUAUCAUUCUUAUCUGAUGUUAAUUAUCAUGAUCUGAUGUUUAUUGUCAUUUUCAUUUGAUGUUUAUUAUAAUUUUCGUCUCAUUAUGAUCAUUAUUAAUUGAUGUAAUCAUUUUCUUAAAUUUCUCUUUACUACGAACUAUGUAAGAAGUAAUAAAGCUGGCUUAUAGCUCUUUACAUGUAUGCAUUACAAGGAAUAAAUUCAUCUCUGGCAACUCUAACCAUAAUCGCAUAUAAGGACCAAUCAGAAUUAGAUAAGCAUACUCUUAUUCCUGUUUAAUCAUUGUGUCUCAGUUAGCAAGACUACAAUAAAUGCAAUAACCUAGAAA